AUCAGGGACUGUUGAACAACCAUUGGCAGCUUUUCAGUGUCAUCUGGCAGUGUACUCACAAUCUCUGGGCAACUUUGGACAGCAGAAACGGUUGCCCGAUCACUGAAAACUAUCAAAAAAUAUCUGUUUGUGUACUCACAAUAUCCGAGCGAGUUUGUUUGGACGACCAUUGCUCAGCCAUCGAGAGCUAUCAAGGAACACUUGGCAGUAUACUCACAAUCUCUCGGCAACUUUGGAUAGCCGAAAAUGUUUCCUGAUCACUAAGAACUCUCAAGAUCUGUCUGUGUACUCACCUCACAAUAUCUGAGCGAAUUUGUGUUUGGACGACAGGAACCAUUGCUCGGUCAUCGAGAGGUAUCAAGAAACAUUUGUAUGUGUACUCCUAAUCUCUGAGCUAGCUUGGACGUAGGAAAGGGUUGCCCGAUCACUAAGAACUCUCAAAAAACACAUGUCUGUGUACUCACCUCACAAUUGCUGAGAGAGUUUGUGUUUGGACGACAGGAACCAUUGCUCAGUCAUCGGGAGGUAUCAAGGAACAUUUGUCUGUGUUUUCACAAUCUCUGAGAGAGUUGGGGAAGCAGAAACCAUUGCCUGAUUACUAAGAACUCUCAAAAAACACCAGUCUGUGUAUUCACCUCACAAUAUCUGAGCGAGUUUGUGUGUGGACGACAGUAACCAUUUCUAGUUCAUAGGGAGCUAUCAAGAAACAUUUGUCUGUGUAUUCACAAUCUCUGAGCGAGUUUGGACGGCGGAAAGUGUUGCUCGGCCAUUGAGAGCUUUCAGGAAACAUCUGUUCGUGUACUUGCCAUCUCUGAGCGAAUUUGGACGGCAGGGACCAUUGAGAGAUAUCCAGGAACACCUUGCUCGGGAGUGAUGUACCAGAACAUAAGGCAUCAGGCUCACCAGGCCAGGGUCAGGCAAGAACUGGGACUCAAAAGACUGGAGAUCAACAGCAUCUCGGCGAACAUGGCGGACAGCCCUGUAACCGGCGUGCCUCCCCUUCCGCCUCGGUACCGCUUCAGGGAUCUCAUCCUCGGCGAGUACGCCAGUCAAGACGAGGACAGGGUACAAGUGGAGUUCUACGUGAACGAAAACACCUUCAAGGAACGUCUACAGAUCUACUUCAUCAAGAACCAGCGGUCGAGUCUCCGUAUCCGCCUGUUCAACCUGGUGAUUAAGCUUCUGUCUUGUGUGCUGUACGUCACCAGAGCCUGUCUAGAUGUGGACCCAUCGAAAGCAAAGUGCCAUGACUGUACGAUCACCCCCAACUACACGUGGAUGGAGAUCAACUGGGCCCCCCUGGUGUGGGUCAACAGGUCCUCCCCUAUCACCCGCCCUAUAUGGGGCAUACAGGUUGUUGUGGCAAUCAUAAGUUUUUUGGAGACCAUCCUCAUCACAUACCUUAGCUAUAAGGGCAGCCUUGUUCAGUCAGUGUUCAACAUCAGGUUCCUGUUAGAAAUGAUCAACACAGUCCCAUUCAUCAUCACAAUAUUUUGGGCACCCCUAAGGAACCUUUUUGUGCCAGUCUUUCUCAACUGCUGGUUGGCAAAGUCAGCCCUCACCAACAUGCUGAAUGACUUGAACAGAGCCAUGCAGAGAAGUCAGUCUGCCCUAGCACAGCAGGUCAUCAUACUCAUAGCCACCCUGUUGUGUUUAGUCUUCACAAGCAUAUGUGGAAUACAGCACUUUGAGAGGGCAGGGAAGAACAUCAACAUGUUUGACUCCUUCUGGUUCGUGAUCGUGACCUUCAGCACAGUAGGCUACGGUGACAUCACCCCUGAACUCUGGGUGUCCAAAGCCAUGGUCAUCAUCAUGAUCUGUGUGGCACUCAUCAUCCUGCCCAUCCAGUUUGAACAGAUGGCAUUCCUGUGGAUGGAGCGUACCAAACAGGGUGGCAGUUACUCCCGCCAGCGAGCCGAGAGCGAGAAUCACGUGGUGGUGUGCGCCACCCAGCUGCAGACCGACGUCAUCAUGGACUUUCUCAACGAGUUCUACGCACAUCCCAAACUACAGGACUACUUUGUGGUCUUGCUGGCCCCAUCAGAGCUUGACAACAACCUGAGAAGAAUCCUGUCUGUUCCUCUCUGGGCCCAGAGAGUCAUGUACAUCCAAGGGUCAGCUCUCAAGGACCAGGACCUGGUCAGGGCAAAAGUGGAUGACGCUGAAGGCUGCUUCAUUCUUGCCUCCAGGAAUGAGGCCAACCCAGCUGCAGUACAAGCCUCGGUCAGGCACAGCCUUUGUCCGGUCAGCCCAGAUUUUAGCCAUACUCUCAGCUUGACCGUCCCUCAAGAGCGUUGUGCUGGACGCAGACUUGAGGAUGAACACACCAUCCUGAGAGCCUGGGCUGUGAAGGACUUUGCCCCCAACUGUCCGCUCUACGUCCAGAUCCUCAAGCCUGAGAACAAGUUUCACGUCAAGUUUGCAGAACAUGUGGUGUGUGAGGAUGAGUUCAAGUUUGCCCUGUUGGCCAACAACUGCCUGUGUCCUGCCAUGUCCACCUUCAUCACUCUCCUCCUGCACACAUCCAGGGGACAGGAAGGCCAGGAAUCAUCUGAGGAGUGGCAGAGAAUAUACGGGCGCUGUUCUGGGAAUGAGGUUUACCACAUCAGGCUGGCUGAUAGCAAGUUCUUUGGGGAAUACGAAGGGAAAAGUUUCACCUAUGCCUCAUUCCAUGCACAUAAAAAAUAUGGUGUAGCCUUGGUUGCCAUAGGAAAGGAUGAAGUGACGGGGAUCAAACUGAACCCAGGCCCGAAGCACAUCAUGAGGAAAGGAGACAUGUGCUUCUACAUGGCCAUCACUAAGGAGGAGAACUCUGCCUUCAUCCUGGCCAAGAAACAACACGAGAAGGAGAAAUCCAAGUUCAGCACACAGCCAAGAAGCACCAGAACUCACAGCAUCAUAGCUGGCGCAGGUACGGUUGCACUAGAACUCCAACGUUCCCGCCCAUCCAACGCCAGCAACCAUGCCCUGUUGUCUCCACCGCAUAACUCAGACAAGCGCCCUAGUAUCGCGGACGUCAUGGAAACCUUCGAACCAGAGUAUGUCCCGAUACCGUUAGACGAGCCCUCAGAGGAUGAGGCUGACCAACACGACGGGAGGGGAGAUGUCGCUGUACUAGACUAUGUCCAGGACUACCCACCAGUCCAGCCGUACAUUGGAUACACCUCCAUGGUCUGCCACCUGAUGAAGGAGAAGGUGCCAUUCUGCUGCCUGCAGCUGAACAAUCCCUGUCAGCACAACAACUUUGAAUAUGCACAUCACUACAAGUGGCCCAACAAGUCCAUAAUAGUGGCAGCGGAGUACGCCACCCCUGGUCUCUACAACUUCAUUGUCCCCCUGCGGUCCCAGUGUAGACCCAAGAGGGAACUCAACCCUGUUGUUUUUCUCCUGGAAAAUUUGCCAGAUGAGAGAUUCCUUGAGGCUAUUUGUUGCUUUCCAAUGGUAUACUACAUGGUUGGAUCUAUCAAUAAUUUGGAUGAUUUGCUGCGGGCCGGCAUCAUCCACGCCAACAAUGUUGUUGUUGUCGACAAGGAGAGCUCGAAAGCUGCAGCAGAGGACUACAUGGCCGACUCAGGCACCAUCGUCAAUGUGCAAACAAUGUUCAGGUUAUUCCCCAGCACCAGCAUCAUAACAGAGUUGACAAAUCCGGCCAACAUGAGGUUCAUGCAAUUUCGCGCCAAGGACUUCCAAGCCCUCAAUGUGGCCAAACUGGAAAAGAAAGAGAAGGAAAAGGGCUCCAACCUUGCGUACAUGUUCAGACUGCCAUUUGCUGCAGGGAGGGUCUUCAGUGCAAGCAUGUUGGACACACUGCUGUACCAGUCAUUUGUGAAGGAGUACAUGAUCACGCUGGUGAGACUACUGCUGGGACUUGGCCACACCCCUGGUUCUGGGCAUCUUCGAUCGAUGAGGGUUACAGAGAGCGACCUGUGGAUCCGUACCUACGGUCGUCUGUACCAGAAGCAGUGCUCGUCCAGCUGUGAGAUCCCCAUCGGCAUCUACCGCACAGAGAGGAAACCUCUCGUGGGAAUGGAGGCAACAGUAAGACCAUUUCAACGACGUAAGACACAACGAAGAAGGAAGGAUUACUUUGAUGAGGAGACCAGAUCGCAGAAUUCCGAGCGAGAGCAGUUGAGAGAGUUAGUGAAAAGCAGAGUGAAGGACUUAGGUCUACCAGAGGAGCAUUAUGGUAAUCACUUAGAUGACGACCUGCAUAACAGACGAAGCAGUCUAUCAUACGUUCUCAUCAACCCAUCUGAUGACACAAGGCUAGAGCUCGAUGAUGUCAUAUAUCUCUUGCGGCCAGAUGCGUCUGUCCCCUGUGCCUCCACCCCGACCGACCCUGACGAGAUCUCCUUGCAGGAGGACGGCAGUAUCAGGCCAGCUCCUCGCAACAGAUCUCCAGAGAACCGCAAGCCACAGAGUAACACAGAGGAAACAUCGGUCAAGAUUGAAGAAGAGACACAAGUAUGAAGAGCUGACCAGUCAGCUAAACAAUGAUUGACAUGUCUCAACUUCCCCACGUACGCACGAAGGACAGAACUCAUGAGCACACAACAGGGGCAUGAUGAUGCCUUGUGGACACUAGUGUUGCCUUGUUGCUACCCAGAAGACUUUGAUGGACAUAGUUGAAGAAUGAUUCAAAUUAAGCAUUGUUUGCUACACCUGCAUUGGACUGCACUUUGUAAACUGAAUGAUUAUUGAGUGAAUAGGUCAGAAAAACUUUGACGCCAUCAAGAUAAGCACUUCAACAUGCAUGGUUGUCAGCAGGUCUAUGAUAUGUAUGCGGAUCGUUUGAAAAGUUGCACUGAAGAAACCUGUUGGAUUUUGUACUCAACAUUUUGCUAACUGAUGAUAUUAGUAUGAGCUUGUAUGAGCAUGUAUGGUGUACACUUCAUAGCUAAGUAUCCGUGACUUAUGAUAAAUCUCUAUAAAGAAGGAAGCUGUUCUAUAACUGUACUGUAGUUUUCAUAUGAUGAUGGGAACGGAUGAUAGACAUGUUUUACUGUUUUACUACAUUUAGCAUAUUUAACGCAGAUAGACAUAGGACAGAUUUCAGUAGUUAAGGCACACAUUGGCAUGAGUCUCUGUGCACUUAGUUUAAUGUGCCUGAACAUGCAACAUUGAGAAUGCACUUCCUUCCUGGAAGAAAGUGCACAGAAACAUAUCUACAUUUUUUCAAUGAUUGUGUACCUGAUAGUAUAUAUCAUUUUAUCACCUACAAAUCUAUUUAGUAACCAGGAUAAUCAUAGACAGGUGGUGUUUAUCUGAUAUGAGAAUGUGAUUUGUGGUUUAUAUGGUUCCAUGCAAGCUAAUAACUUAGUGAAUAAUCGGAAAUUGAAUACAAAACUAAGUAACUGACUGUUGAAAAUAACUUUUGAAAGCCAUGAAUGGGAAAAGAGCAGGACUCUUUGCUAUCAAUAUUUCAUUACUUGAGGUAUAAUAAUCCAUAUCUUGUGUAUAUUAAUGGGAGCCUGAAUAUGAAUUAUAUAAACGGUAAGGGACACUUGUAAUAAGUGAUAUGCGCAGGCUUCUUUGCAUUUGACAACAGAUUGUGGAAAUGCUGCAAUAGUGGCAAAAGCAUGAAAAAAACUUUGAAUAAUUUUCGCUGUGGUGAUAUCAUAUUGCGUAUCAAUGUAUCUUUUAAUAUAUAUGAUAUAUCAAUGUGUGGCUUGUA
Branchiostoma floridae (Florida lancelet) is the source of this 5674-nucleotide messenger RNA. Its product is annotated as potassium channel subfamily T member 2-like. The transcript is spliced from 34 exons. Gene Ontology annotation, molecular function: intracellular sodium-activated potassium channel activity. Lineage: Eukaryota; Metazoa; Chordata; Leptocardii; Amphioxiformes; Branchiostomatidae. The coding region runs from base 874 to 4470 and encodes 1198 amino acids. Gene Ontology annotation, cellular component: membrane. The record is from RefSeq and is a predicted model, not a curated record. Gene Ontology annotation, biological process: potassium ion transport.